This is a messenger RNA of Leopardus geoffroyi (Geoffroy's cat), 783 nucleotides long. RefSeq names its product serine/arginine repetitive matrix protein 1-like. The record is from RefSeq and is a predicted model, not a curated record. The transcript is spliced from 3 exons. NCBI's taxonomy places the organism in Eukaryota, Metazoa, Chordata, Mammalia, Carnivora, Felidae. The coding region runs from base 1 to 720 and encodes 239 amino acids.
AUGCGGGAUCGGCGGAGCUGGGGUAGACAGCACCGAGCUGCGUCUGAGCAGCCCAGGCGCCGGGACGGCCAGACCCGCCCCCGCGGCGCCGCCCCCGCUAGAGCGCCUUCCUGCUGCCGCCGCCGCCGAGGCCGGGCCAGGGUGCACCCCGGGCGCGGGGACGCACGGAACGGGCAGGAGUUUCCUCCGAGCGCGCGUCCGCCAGCCGGCCUCUCCCGCCCCCCGGCGCCCCUUCCUCUCCCCUCCCGGACCCGGGCUGCGCGGGGAGGGCGCAGGGGGCGGGCGGCGGCGGCGCGCGGAGGAGGAAAAGGAGAGCAAGAAGAGGAGCGUCCCCGGAGAGAAGCCCGCUCCAGCUGCAGCCGCAAGUCCCCUCCCUCCUUCCCGCCCUGUAAAUGCGGAGAUGGCGGCGGCAGCUGCGAAACGAAGCGCCGGUUCUCCAGCGCCACUCGGCGCUCCUACAACGUCCGCCAAGAGCAGGAGGAAACUGCCGCGGCGAGGCGGCUGCUGGGUCAAUACGCGCCCGCAGCCCUGGAGCAGAGCAGGCGGCUGGCCCCGCCCAUUCUCGACGCGCCGGGAUGGGGCGGGGGCUCAGGUGCCCAAUCACAGUGCGCCGCCCAACGGGCCCGCCCCGCACCCUCCUCCCUGAGCCCAGGCGGAGAGAAGACCUCGGACGGCUUUUGUGAACUGGCAGGCAGCCUGGGUGGAGGUGAGGCCCUCUGAGGCCUUCAGACGCCAGCAGCCCACGUUCCACAGAGUGCAUCUCGUGUUUUCUGCUGAUGUCAA